Messenger RNA from Fonsecaea nubica, 1074 nucleotides. RefSeq lists its product as hypothetical. Gene Ontology annotation, molecular function: oxidoreductase activity, acting on the CH-OH group of donors, NAD or NADP as acceptor. Lineage: Eukaryota; Fungi; Ascomycota; Eurotiomycetes; Chaetothyriales; Herpotrichiellaceae. The record is from RefSeq and is a predicted model, not a curated record. The transcript has a single exon. Bases 1 to 1074 code for a protein of 357 amino acids.
AUGCCAUCUGACAACGCGGACAAGAUCGUCCUAAUCACGGGGAUCAAUGGGUACAUCGCCUCCCAUAUCGGUCUCCAGCUCCUCCAAAAGGGGUACAGAGUGAGGGGCACGUCUCGGUCGAUAUCAGCCAAGGACCACCUGCUGGCCGGCGCUUUCAAGGGCUACGAGGCUCAGUACGAGCAUGUCGAGGUCAAGGAUAUCGUCACGCCGGGCGCCUUUGACGAGGCGGUCAAGGGCGUGCACGCGAUCCUGCACACGGCGUCGCCCGUCGACUUCACGCUGAAGACGGUCGACGAGUACUUUGGCCCGGCCAUCGGCGGGAACCUAUCGAUCCUCGAGUCUGCAAGGAGUGCCGCGGGACCUCAGCUGAAAGCGUUCGUCGUCACGUCCUCGAUCGCCGCCAUCGUGGACCGGUGGAGGCAGCCUCCCGACCACGCCUACACCGAGGCCGACUGGAACGAGAUGGGCGAGUCCGUGGCCCGCAGCGAGUUCACGGCUCCUGUGGCGUACGGGGCGUCCAAGGCUGCCGCGGAACGGGCGGUGUGGAAGUGGGUGGAAACCAACCACCCGCCCUUUGCCGUGGCCGCCGUCAACCCCGCCGUGGUGACAGGACCGCCGGUGUCCUGGCCCGCGACGCCGGACAAGCUCAACACGACGCUCCUGCCCAUCUGGAACAUCUACAGCGGCAAUAAGGCCAUGCCCCCGCAAAUCGGCGGCGCGGGCUACAUUGACGUGCGGGACGUGGCGCGCAUGCACAUCUGGGCGAUGGAACACCCGGAGCAGAGCAACGGCGAGCGGUACCUGAUGUCCAACGGCAAGGCCCCGCCGCAGGCCGCCGCGGACCUGCUCCGGGAACGCUUCCCCGAGCGCGACAUCAUCGUCGGCGACCCGGGCCAGGGCUACACCAAGGACUACUGGUUCGUGCCGGGCGAGUCGAGCACCGCGUCAACCAAGGCGUACCACGCCCUCGGGGUCAAGCGGUUCAUCUCCUACGACAAGAGCGUCCUGGACACGGUCGAGGCGUUUGAGAAGCACUGGCCGGGUCUGGCGCAGAAUUUCAAGCACAAGAACUAG